This is a messenger RNA of Pogonomyrmex barbatus (red harvester ant), 2412 nucleotides long. Its product is annotated as leucine-rich repeat protein shoc-2. Gene Ontology annotation, cellular component: cytoplasm. Lineage: Eukaryota; Metazoa; Arthropoda; Insecta; Hymenoptera; Formicidae. The record is from RefSeq and is a predicted model, not a curated record. Gene Ontology annotation, molecular function: protein binding.
GUCUUUAGACGCGGUAUGCGUUCGCGCUUGCGCUGUACGUGGUCGUAUGCAGAGUGCAGAGAUAUCUACAAACUUCACACCGAUGUAUCGUCGAUAGUCGCUGAUACUCGUUGCUUCCUUGCCAGGAAGGCUAAGUGGUCGGUCGUUGACUUCGCGUAGACGCGGGUGCGGCGUGAUGUCGCAGUGAGUGAGGGUGCGGUUUUCGCAUUUUUUCGACGCGAGAUCUCGUUGAUCGAGAUCGGGCUGGAUGAACGUGCAUGCACUCGUACAUGCUGCGUGCGUGCAUGCAUACGUGCGUGCGUGCGUGCAUUCGUGUGAGUCUCACCUCUCUCUCCCAUUCCCUCUUUCUUUCCCCUCCUUCUUUUACGUACGCUCGUGUACACACCGUAGUUGUUAUCGCGGUAUCCUCGACGCGUCGCGUCGCGUCGCUCAGCGGCGGACGCACGGAAGCGGGAAGGGAAGCUGGAGGUAGGUUAUGAAAAAAUCGUGCAAACACUGGACGAGCGUGAGUAAUAUAUCGGCGGUCUGCCUGUCUAAGACGAAGCGUAAUCGCACGACUAGUCUCGGGGACGACAGUCUGCUGCGCUUUUACAUGAAGGAACAGGAUAUACCCGAAUACCUGGAGGGCUGCGGCCUGUCAGCCUGCACCGCGAGCUCGGCCAGCUGCGACAUGCCCGAGGACGUAGUGGUGAUGCGCGACACUAAGGAGAAGAAGCUCUCGACCGCCUCGAUCGGGAGCUGCAGCAGCAGCCAAAGCGACACCAAGAAAAUCGUCAUGGUCAAGCAUCCGGAGUCGAACAAACCGAAGCCCACCACGAAGCGGAGCAAGCCGAUCCGAGCAGACUUGGAUGUGACUAAGGAAUUUAUUCGGUGCAAGGAGGAAUGCGUGAAGCGGUUGGACCUCAGCAAGGCCAGCAUCACGAAUCUGCCCAGUUCUGUGAAAGAGUUGACACAUCUGAGAGAGCUGUACCUCUACGGCAACAAACUGGCGACCCUGCCGGCGGAGAUCGGCCGUCUAGCGAACCUGGAGACGCUCGCGCUGAGCGAAAACUCGCUCACCAGUUUGCCCAACACCUUGGAGAAUCUGACAUCGCUACGGGUACUGGAUCUGAGACAUAACAAGCUGAAUGAGAUUCCAGACGUGGUGUACAAGCUUACGUCGCUCACCACAUUGUUUUUGCGUUUCAAUCGCGUCAGGUAUGUUAGUGAUAACGUGCGCAACCUGACGAAUCUCACCAUGCUGAGUUUCCGAGAGAACAAGAUCAAGGAACUGCCCGCUGGAAUAGGCGAACUAGUUAAUCUUAUUACCUUCGACGUCUCGCAUAAUCACCUGGAACAUCUGCCCGUGGAGAUUGGCAAGUGCGUGCAGCUGUCCACUUUAGAUCUACAGCACAACGAACUGCUCGACUUGCCGGACACGAUUGGUAAUCUGGUGUCGCUGACAAGAUUGGGUAUUCGGUAUAACAGAUUGACGCAUAUUCCGGCCUCACUGGCGAAUUGUAAGGCAAUGGACGAGUUCAGCAUAGAGGGCAAUCAGGUAUCAUGUUUGCCAGAAGGUCUGUUAGCAAGCUUGUCGGAACUGACAUCGAUUACACUCUCCAGAAACAACUUUACCAAGUACCCGCAAGGCGGGCCGGCCCAAUUUGUAAACGCCUAUUCCGUCAAUGUAGAGCAUAAUCAGAUCGACAAGAUACCCUAUGGCAUCUUCUCUAAGUCCAAAAACCUCACGAAACUGAACAUGAAGGAGAAUUUGUUAAACACUCUGCCGCUGGAUAUCAAUUGUUGGGUGAACAUGGUCGAGCUGAAUCUGGGUACUAAUCAGCUGACGCUUCUCCCGGAUGACAUACAGUGCCUGCAAAGUCUGGAGAUAUUAAUACUCUCCAACAAUCAACUGAGGCGUAUCCCGACCACUUUAGUGAAUUUGCAGAAGUUGCGAGUGCUGGACCUGGAAGAGAACCGCAUCGACCUGCUACCGAACGAGAUCGGCUUCAUGAGUGAGUUGCAAAAGCUUAUCCUGCAGUCGAACCUGAUCACCGUAUUACCUCGCACGAUCGGUCAUCUGAAGAAUCUUACGUAUCUUAGUGUGGGCGAGAACAAUCUGGCUUACGUGCCAGAGGAGAUUGGCACCCUGGAGAACCUGGAAUCGCUUUACAUCAAUGACAACCCGGGCCUGCACAAUCUGCCAUUCGAACUGGCAUUGUGCAAAAAUCUUGGUAUUAUGUCAAUUGAAAACUGUCCACUGUCGCACAUACCGUCGGACAUAGUCAAUGGUGGACCAUCAAUGGUCAUUCAAUUUCUCAAGAUGCAUGGUCCUUAUCGACCAAUGUAAUUGUCGAUAAUUAUUUUGUUAAGGUUGCGUCUUAUAUAAGAUUCAGAGUCACGUGGAUGUCGAUUCUUAAUCAUGAGAAACAA